GAAGUAUCUAGACAUUUGGGAAGCAGUAUUGUAUUUUUGCAGAUUUCCCUUUUACUCUUUUCGUUGUUACUGUGUUACCAUAGUCGUAUACCGGUGUAGCAUUCAUUUCACCGACGAACCUCACCGUUCCGACCGCCGCCGCCGAUGAAUUUGUGAUUGGAGAUGUAACUGGUUUUGCUCGGGAAGAGAAAGGGAUUGCAGGGGGUUAGGUUUUCAUGAGCUGUAGAUAAUAAAUAUAGGGGUUUAACUAAUUUCUGAUAUUUACAGCUGGGUUCUGAUUGGUUUUUAUUUCUCUAAUUACUCGGGUUGGGGGAUUGUAGGGUUGGUUACGGGAUAAUGUGUAUGCUUUGUGUGAUUCAGAAAUGGUCUCGGAGGGUUGCUGCUAUGUUGCCGUGGUUAGUGAUUCCAUUGAUUGGUCUAUGGGCACUAUCACAGGCAUUGCCGCCUGCUUUUAGAUUUGAAAUCACUUCUCCGAGACUGGCCUGUGUUUUUGUACUCUUGGUGACACUUUUCUGGUAUGAGAUUUUGAUGCCUUGGUUGUCGGCUUGGCGGGCAAAGAGAAGUGCUAUGCUUAGGGAGAAGAAGAGGGUUGAAGCGAUUGAAAUGCAGAAGUUGAGGAAAACAGCCACAAAGAGAUGUAGAAAUUGCUUCACUCCAUACAGGGAUCAGAAUCCUGGUGGUGGGAAGUUUAUGUGCUCAUAUUGUGGGCACAUCUCUAAGAGACCAGUCUUGGACUUACCUGUUCCUCAAGGAUUUGACCUUUCAAAUUCUAGGAUUUUGAAUGACUUGGUAGGAAAAAGUGGGAAGAUAUUGAAAGGAAAGGUUCAGUCUGAUAGUGGAUGGAUAUACGGGCAGGAUUGGCUAGAGAACAGAAAUUGGGUUGGGGGUUCUUUCCAGGGGAGAUCAAGUGACUGGGGCAAGAAAGGCACUGGGUUUUUUGUGGAAGAUCAUUAUUUAGCAGAAAAUUAUUGUUCUCGUGUUUUGCUUUUUGUUGUCAAGGCAUUUGCAGCUUUUUUCAUGAGUAUCAUGUGGCUUUACAGAAAGAUUUUUAGGAUUGGUUCUUCCAGAGAUGAUACUUCUACAGAUGCAGAACAGAGAGGAAUGCUGGAUAACAAAGGUGAGAAUGGAGAAAAUUUUCAAGAGCGUAAAGGGGAGAGAGCCCGAAGAAAAGCAGAGGAGAAGAGGCUGGCUAGAUUAGAGAAAGAACUAUUGGAGGAAGAAGAAAGAAUCCAAAGAGAGGAAGUUGCUAGAUUGGUGGAAGAACGCAGGAGAUUGCGUGAUGAUAGGAUGGAGGGUGAGAAAGAACGUGGGAAAGGGCCAUCUGUUAAGGAACGGGGUAGUAAAAAAUCUGGGAAAAAACGUCAAGAGAAGAAGAAAGAAAGAGGCCGAGGAUCUAGCAAAAGCAAUUCAGAUGCUGAAGAAUUGGAAAAAGGACCAAGUAAGGAAUGUGAGCCAAACAGACGGAGUGAGACUGAUCAACAUGAACUACACAGAACACGACCUGAAUUUGCUAAGGCACAGAACGCUGGCGCUGGACAUAGUCUAAGGGGUACUAACACAAGCAACCAUAAUCAUGGAAAUGCUGGAAAUCAUUAUUUGGACCGCAUGAGGGGUUCCUUCUUUUCUUCUUCUAGAGCAUUUACUGGAGGUGGCUUUCUUGGGAAGAGUACUAAUACUUCUAGUAUUCUAAAAGAACGUAAAUCUAAUAUGUCUGUCAACCAUACUGAAACAUUUGCUCAUAGGAGGGAAUCGCCUCAACUAGAUUACAUGUCUGGCAAAGCAACUGUAAAUGUAAAUGAUACGAACAUCAAUCGACAUGUGUUUAUUGAAGCUCAGCCAUCUAUAGCUCCUAAAAAAUCAUGGCAACAGUUAUUUACUCGCUCAUCUGCUGUUUCUCCACCUUCUAAUUCAAAUGUCAUCAGUAGACCUGGUGGGAAGCCUGAAACUGAAGCUCAGAGUGCUCAGUGUACUAAUAACACUCCUUCAGUGCAAGCAUUUUACAAUCCUUUUAAUUUUGGUCUCCCAUCACCUUUUACCUUAUCUUCUUUCUCUUUUGGACCAAAAAAUAGCAAUGCAUCUCUUCCAUUAUCAUCAGAAGGCUUACUUCCUCAGAAUGGAGAACCACGAUCUCCAUUACUGCCUGAGGAAUCGGAGAUUUUUGAAGAUCCUUGUUAUGUUCCAGAUCCAGUAUCUUUGCUUGGGCCAGUUUCUGAGUCCCUUGACAACUUCCAGCUGGACCGAGGCUAUGUGGCAGAUAUGGAACCGGAAAAGAUGCCUGCUACUAGGAAUAUGAACUCAUCGUCUGAAGUGAGCAGGACAUUACGAGUUUCAGAGGAAAGGCAUGGUAGCUCUUUUCUUUCUCCAAAUACUUCUGUGGUUCAGGAUUUGCCCAAUGUGCCGACGGAUGCUUUAAGAAUUGCAAAUGAUGCCGGAACAUGGCAAAUGUGGAAUAGCUCUCCACUUGGUCAGGAUGGUCUGGGUUUAAUUGGUGGGAUUUUGAAUCCAAAAGUGAACAGAGAGGAUCUUGUGCACUAUGCACCUCAGAAGACUAUGGCUUCACUCUUUAAAAAAGAUGAUCAAGUCCUUGGUACUCCAUCUCUAACUGCUUUUACAGGAAGUCGCCAGAGUUUUAGCACAUUUGGUACUUCUAUGCCUGGAAGUAAGGAUGAAAGGUUUUCCAGCUCUUUAUUUGGGACGUUCUCUGGAGGUGAAUCUUGGCAUUCUCUUAAGCCUACUGAGGAAGUUCUGCAGAAUGACAUGAUAUAUGGAAGCCACAGUGUUUGUCAUACUAACCAACCAAUAGAGUUGUAUUCAGCUAAUUCUUCAGCCAACGAGGGGUGGACUCUCCCAGCCUUGCAUGGAAAAGGAGGCGGUGCUGGAAGCUCACCAGCAAGAUCCUCGUUGUUAGAAGCUCACCGGCAAGAUCCCUUGCUGGUGGCCUCUACUCCACCCCAAAUGUACAGUCUCUUUGGUCAUACUACUGAGAAAAUCGAAAAGUAGAUUAAAAAAUGUGGAAAAAUGGGAUAGAGUAUUAGGGAAUUUAGGGCCAAUGGCAUGCCUCCUAUCCUGUGGAGGACAGUUUAGAAUACUGGCUUGACUGUACUCAAUGUAUCUUUUAUUUGUUUGUAAGAGAGAUUUACAAUUUAAAUAGAGUUAUACGACACUUACCGCUUUCAUUUUA
This is a messenger RNA of Ipomoea nil (Japanese morning glory), 3181 nucleotides long. RefSeq lists its product as uncharacterized. The record is from RefSeq and is a predicted model, not a curated record. The coding region runs from base 337 to 3000 and encodes 887 amino acids. The transcript has 4 exons. Lineage: Eukaryota; Viridiplantae; Streptophyta; Magnoliopsida; Solanales; Convolvulaceae.